GCCCCGCGCCCGCCAUGUCGGCCCAGGCGCAGAUGCGGGCCCUGCUGGACCAGCUGAUGGGCACGGCCCGGGACGGUUCAGUGUAUCUUUGCCUGCCUACAUCAAUCUGCAAGGGAGUUGCAGAAAAGCCUCAUGUUCAUCGAGCCGAGAUGAAACCAGGCAAAGGGUGAAGUUUACAGACGAUCGUGUCUGCAAGAGCCACCUCCUGGAUUGCUGUCCUCAUGAUAUCCUGGCAGGAACAAGAAUGGACCUGGGAGAGUGCACAAAGAUCCAUGACUUGGCACUGAGAGCAGAUUAUGAGAUUGCAAGUAAAGAGAGAGAUCUGUUUUUUGAGCUGGAUGCUAUGGAUCACCUGGAGUCCUUCAUUGCCGAGUGUGACAGGAGAACAGAGCUGGCCAAAAAGCGCCUGGCUGAGACACAGGAAGAGAUCAGUGCUGAAGUGUCUGCCAAGGCAGAGAAGGUGCAUGAACUGAACGAAGACAUUGGAAAACUCCUAGCUAAAGCUGAACAGCUGGGAGCUGAAGGGAAUGUUGAUGAGUCUCAGAAGAUCCUGAUGGAAGUGGAAAAAGUCCGAGCAAAAAAGAAAGAGGCAGAGGAAGAAUACCGAAAUUCAAUGCCUGCAUCCAGCUUCCAACAGCAAAAGCUGCGUGUGUGUGAAGUCUGUUCAGCAUAUCUUGGUCUCCAUGACAAUGACCGGCGUCUUGCUGACCACUUUGGAGGCAAAUUACACUUGGGUUUCAUUCAGAUUCGUGAGAAACUGGAUCAGCUGAGGAAAACAGUGGCAGAAAAGCAAGAGAAGAGAAACCAGGAUCGUUUGAGACGGAGAGAAGAGAGGGAACGAGAGGAGAGGAUGGGCAGGCGGUCUGGAUCGAGGAAUAGAGAUCGUCGAAGAUCCCGGUCUCGGGACAGGAGGCGAAGGCGCUCGAGGUCGGCGUCCCGUGAGCGGCGGAAGUCCCGCUCCAGGUCCCGCGACCGACACAGGCGCCACCGGAGCCGCUCCCGCAGCCACAGCAGAGGCCACCGCCGGGGCUCCAGAGACAGGAGUUCCAAACACAAAUCUUCUAGGGAUCGAUCUUCAAGAGAGAAGUCACGAGACAGAGAGAGGAAAGAGAAGAGCUCUUCUGAGAGGCGGCACGAGAGCACAAAUGGCAAAUCUCGUUCCAAGAGAUCAGAGGAGAGAGAAGCUGGCGAGAUCUGAACUCAAACGAUCGGUGUUGCACUGUAAAUAGUCCGAUAAACAUUCUACACAAAGGCUAAAUUUCCCAUUUAUAUUUACUGAAUACGACUCAUCUUUUGUAGUUUGGAAUUUUUAUUGUUUGGCAGAUAGCUGUGAGUUUGUAGAGACACCCAGUCCCGUACUGUUUAACAGGAUUUUGUUUUAGUAGGAAUCAAUAAAUCUGACAGCUCGUUUUCAAUCCA
Lagopus leucura (white-tailed ptarmigan) is the source of this 1419-nucleotide messenger RNA. It is a transcript of the gene LUC7L, whose product is annotated as LUC7 like. Gene Ontology annotation, cellular component: U1 snRNP; U2-type prespliceosome. The transcript is spliced from 11 exons. Gene Ontology annotation, biological process: mRNA splice site recognition. NCBI's taxonomy places the organism in Eukaryota, Metazoa, Chordata, Aves, Galliformes, Phasianidae. Gene Ontology annotation, molecular function: mRNA binding. Bases 245 to 1198 code for a protein of 317 amino acids. The record is from RefSeq and is a predicted model, not a curated record.